Messenger RNA from Dentiscutata erythropus, 939 nucleotides. The record is from the annotation of a GenBank genome assembly. Lineage: Eukaryota; Fungi; Glomeromycota; Glomeromycetes; Diversisporales; Gigasporaceae.
AUGGGACAAAAGUCUGUUAAAGGUGCAAUGAAUAAAAGAAGUUCUAUACAAAACGAAGAAACAUAUUUAAGGCCUCUUUCAGUAUUUGAAGCAUACCGAUUUAUUCAAGGUCGAAGAUUUCGUGUGACACCGAAUGCUGUACUUACCCUUCCAAGUGAUAGCGAAGAAGCUAUAAGAUUUAAUGGAUCCAUAAAACUUAAGAAAAAAUUAUUUGGUUCCAAUUAUUCUGCACCUGUUACGAAAUUAUUAACAUGUGGAAGUGCAAAAGUACUUGAAGUUGGAACGGGUGGUGGACAUUGGUUAAGUGAUAUGGCAUUAGAAUUUCCAAUGUCGGUUUUUUUAGGCUUGGAUCUCUCUACUAUAUGUAACCCGGAUUAUUUACCAGAAAAUAGCGCAUUCCUUGAGCACAAUUAUCAUGAUGGAAUUCCAUUCCCCGACGAUACAUUUGAUUUUAUAUUCCAACACGCUGUGUCUGCAAAAUUUCGCGAAAAUUUAUUCAACGCUCAUUUGAGUGAAAUGUCUCGCGUCCUUAAACCAGGAGGCUGGAUAGAGGUAUAUGGAUCUCCAACCCACAUUGUUGAUGCCGGACCUGCAACUGAAAGGUUUAUAUCAUCAGCACGUAAAUGUCUGCAAAUUAACGGCCUCAACCCUGAUAUUGUACGUACUAUUCCAGAAAAGUUAAAGCGUUUGAAUAUUAAAAAUGUUCAAGUGGCUGAGAUGCCACUUUCUCUUUCACGUCGUAAUAAAAUUUCAGAUGAUCAGAUAGAAGAGAACGAUCAAAAUCUUUUACUUAGAACUGUUGAAGCUUACAGGGUAAUAAUGAAGGUAGCGGUAGGAUGUACAGAUGAAGAUUAUGAUAAAUUAAAGAAAGAAGUUAGUAUAGAGAUAGAAACUAGAAAUAUGUAUAUAAUGAGCGUAAGAACUUUUGGGCAAAAGUAA